Messenger RNA from Cyanistes caeruleus (blue tit), 4932 nucleotides. The record is from RefSeq and is a predicted model, not a curated record. Lineage: Eukaryota; Metazoa; Chordata; Aves; Passeriformes; Paridae.
AUGGAGGGAUGGAGGGAUGGAGGCGGGCUGGGAGCGCGGGGCGGCGGCAGCGCGGCCCCGACCACCCCGCUCCGCCUCCGCCCAUCCUCGCCGAGCCGGGCAGGUGGGGCGACAGCGUCUCCCCAUCAGCGCCAGCCUCAUUCCGAGCUUCCCGGAGGGAGGGUUUGCAUGAGGCUUAGCGACGUCUGGGGAAAGGGAAGAUGUGCGGACAACUGUUUUCAUGGAUCCCGUCUCCGCCAAGAGGACUUUCCACCACGGAUUGUUGAGCAUCCUUCAGAUGUGAUAGUGUCUAAAGGAGAGCCAACUACUCUGAACUGCAAGGCAGAGGGACGGCCAACCCCCACCAUCGAGUGGUACAAGGAUGGCGAGCGGGUGGAAACGGACAAGGACGAUCCGCGCUCCCACCGGAUGCUGCUGCCCAGCGGAUCUUUAUUUUUCUUACGCAUCGUGCACGGGCGCAGGAGUAAACCUGACGAGGGAAGCUAUGUUUGCGUAGCAAGGAACUACCUUGGAGAAGCUGUGAGUCGCAAUGCGUCUCUGGAAGUGGCAUUGCUGCGGGAUGACUUCCGCCAAAACCCUACAGACGUGGUGGUGGCAGCUGGAGAGCCUGCAAUACUGGAGUGCCAGCCGCCUCGAGGGCACCCCGAGCCCACCAUCUACUGGAAGAAAGAUAAAGUCCGUAUUGAUGACCGAGAGGAGCGGAUCAGUAUCCGUGGUGGGAAGCUGAUGAUCUCCAACACCAGAAAAAGCGAUGCAGGAAUGUACACGUGUGUGGGGACCAACAUGGUGGGGGAGCGCGACAGUGACCCUGCAGAGCUGACUGUUUUUGAGCGGCCCACGUUUCUCAGGAGACCGAUCAACCAAGUGGUGCUGGAGGAGGAGGCCGUGGAUUUCCGGUGCCAGGUGCAGGGGGAUCCCACACCCACAGUCCGGUGGAAGAAAGACGAUGCAGACUUACCGAGAGGAAGGUAUGACAUCAAAGACGACUACACCCUGCGCAUCAAGAAAGCCAUGAGCACAGAUGAGGGAACCUACACCUGCAUCGCUGAGAAUCGGGUUGGAAAGGUGGAAGCCUCUGCCACGCUCACCGUGCGAGCUCGCCCCGUUGCUCCCCCACAGUUUGUGGUGAGACCACGAGACCAGAUUGUAGCCCAGGGUCGAACUGUGACUUUUCCUUGUGAAACUAAAGGAAAUCCUCAGCCAGCUGUUUUCUGGCAAAAAGAAGGAAGUCAGAACCUACUCUUCCCCAACCAGCCUCUGCAGCCCAACAGCAGAUAUUCCGUGUCACCGACCGGGGACCUCACCAUUACCAACAUCCAGAGGUCUGAUGCAGGCUACUACAUUUGUCAAGCACUGACGGUUGCUGGAAGCAUUUUAGCAAAGGCUCAGCUGGAGGUUACUGAUGUCUUGACAGAUCGGCCUCCGCCCAUCAUCCUCCAGGGCCCCGUCAACCAGACCCUGGCAGUGGAUGGCACAGCUCUGCUCAAGUGCAAGGCCACUGGCGACCCCCUCCCUGUCAUCAGCUGGCUGAAGGAAGGGUUCACCUUCCUGGGCCGGGACCCUCGGACAUCCAUACAGGACCAGGGGACGCUGCAGAUCAAAGCUCUGCGGCUGUCUGAUACAGGGACGUACACUUGCGUUGCUACGAGUUCCAGUGGGGAGACUUCCUGGAGUGCUGUGCUGGAGGUGACAGAAUCUGGUGGAGCAACAGUCAGUAAAAAUUAUGAUAUAAAUGACCUCCCUGGGCCACCAUCCAAACCUCAGGUCACUGAUGUUACUAAGAACAGUGUCACCCUGUCCUGGCAGCCAGGGACCCCUGGAAGCCUACCAGCUAGUGCAUAUAUCAUUGAGGCUUUUAGUCAGUCUGUGAGCAACAGCUGGCAGACGGUGGCCAACCACGUGAAGAGCACCCUGUACACUGUGAGAGGCCUGCGCCCCAACACCAUCUACCUGUUCAUGGUCAGAGCCAUCAACUCCCAGGGCCUGAGCGACCCCAGCCCCAUGUCAGACCCUGUCCGAACACAAGAUAUCAGCCCCCCAGCACAAGGUGUGGAUCACAGGCAAGUCCAGAAAGAGCUGGGAGAUGUCAUUGUACGGCUGCAUAAUCCUGUUGUGCUGACACCCACGACAGUGCAAGUCACCUGGACGGUGGACCGGCAGUCCCAGUUUAUCCAGGGCUACCGGGUCCUGUAUCGCCAAACCUCCGGCCUGCCUGCUCCAGCUGUGUGGCAGAACCUGGAGGUCAAAGUCCCCACCGAGCGCAGCGCCGUCCUCGUCAGCCUGAAAAAGGGGGUCACUUACGAGAUUAAGGUCCGCCCUUACUUCAAUGAGUUCCAAGGGAUGGACAGUGAAUCCAAGUCUGCUCGUACCACAGAGGAAGCCCCAAGUGCUCCUCCUCAGUCUGUCACUGUCCUGACAGUUGGAAAUCACAACAGCACGAGCAUCAGCAUCUCCUGGGAUCCUCCCCCUCCAGGGAAACAGCCUGCUUGAAUUACAGAACAGAAAAUCUGGUGCCUAGGUAAUGAGACUCGAUUUCAUAUCAACAAAACAGUAGAUGCAGCCAUUCGGUCUGUAGUAAUAGGUGGCCUAUAUCCAGGUAUCCAGUACCGUGUGGAAGUUGCUGCAAGCACCAGUGCAGGUGUGGGAGUAAAAAGUGACCCACAACCCAUAAUAAUUGGAGGUCGUAACGAAGUUGUCAUCACUGAAAAUAACAACAGCAUAACUGAGCAAAUCACUGAUGUGGUCAAGCAGCCUGCCUUUAUAGCUGGCAUUGGUGGUGCAUGUUGGGUCAUUCUCAUGGGCUUCAGCAUCUGGCUGUACUGGAGAAGAAAGAAGAGGAAGGGGCUCAGCAAUUAUGCUGUCACCUUCCAAAGAGGAGAUGGAGGACUAAUGAGCAAUGGAAGUCGACCAGGUCUGUUGAAUGCCAGUGACCCCAGUUAUCCUUGGCUUGCAGACUCUUGGCCUGCCACAAGUCUGCCAGUGAAUAACAGCACUAGUGGACCCAAUGAUCUUGGGAAUUUUGGUCGUGGAGAUGUGCUGCCACCGGUGCCAGGGCAAGGAGAUAAAACUGCUACCAUGCUUUCUGAUGGGGCCAUUUACAGCAGCAUCGACUUCACCACCAAAACCAGCUACAACAGCUCCAGCCAAAUAACGCAGGCUACGCCAUAUGCCACCACCCAGAUCCUGCAUUCCAACAGCAUCCACGAGCUGGCUGUCGAUUUACCAGAUCCGCAGUGGAAAAGCUCAAUUCAGCAAAAAAAUGACCUCAUGGGAUUUGGUUACUCUCUCCCAGACCAAGGCAAAGGCAACAAUGCCUUGCUUUACAUCCCUGACUACCGGGUGGCUGAGGGACUGGCUAAUAGAUUGCCACACAACCAGUCACAGGAUUUCAGCACCACCAGCUCCCACAACAGCUCCGAAAGGAGUGGCAGCCUCUCAGGUGGCAAAGGAGGGAAAAAGAAGAAAAACAAAAAUACUGCCAAGCCCCAGAAAAAUAAUGGUUCAGCCUGGGCCAGUGUUCCCCUCCCACCCCCUCCUGUGCAGCCACUUCCAGGCACGGAGCUGGAGCACUAUGGGGUGGACCAGCAAGAAGCAGGAUAUGACAGUGAUGGUUGGUGUCCGCCUUUGCCAGUUCAGACCUACCUGCAUCAGGGCAUGGAGGAUGAGCUUGAAGAAGAUGAUGAUCGUGUCCCCACACCUCCUGUCCGGGGAGUAGCUUCAUCUCCUGCCAUCUCCUUUGGGCAACAGUCGACUGCAACCCUCACGCCUUCCCCACGAGAGGAGAUGCAGCCAAUGCUUCAAGCUCACCUUGAUGAGUUAACAAGGGCUUACCAGUUUGAUAUAGCAAAGCAGACAUGGCACAUCCAAAGCAAUACACAACCUCCUCAGGCUCCAGUCCCUCCCCUAGGAUACGUAUCUGGAAACCUUAUUUCAGAUUUGGAAACAGAUGUUCCAGAUGAUGAUGAUGAUGAGGACGAUAUUGAAGAAGAAACUGUAGAAAUCAGUAGGCCACUAAGAGGUCUAGAGCAUACUCCAGGCUCCAGUAUGGACAAUCUAGACAGCUCUGUGACAGGUUCAAUGGUAAAUGGCUGGGGUUCUGCGUCUGAUGAGGACCGUAACUUUUCUAGUCAUAGAUCUAGUGUAGGUAGCUCCUCAGAUGACUCCAUCUUUACCAGCGGCACUUUUGCACAAGCACUGGUUGCAGCAGCAGAUAAAGCUGGGUUUAGGCUGGAUGGAACCAGCCUGACAAGAACAGGCAAAGCAUAUUCUUCCUCUCAGAGACCUCGGCCAGGCAGUCCUUUUUCUACUGACAGCAACACCAGUGCAGCUGUCAAUCAGGGUCAGAGGCCAAGACCCACGAAAAAACACAAGGGCGGACGUUUGGAGCAGCCCUCUUUGCCUCAUCGCCGGGAGGGAAUCACGGACGAUCUUCCACCACCACCCGACCCGCCCCCCGGUCAGGGUUUAAGGCAGCCCAUAGUGCCGGGCCAGCGCGGAGGCUCAGCCGAGAGGAAGGGGAGCUCUCUGGAGAGGCAGCACGCAGCAGCCAACGUAGAUGACACAAAGAGCUCCCUGGACCGGCCCGCUAGGACAUCACUAGAGUGGCAGCGACAAGCCCAGGAGUGGAUAAGCCCUACAGACCGCCAAGAGGAUUUCAGGAAAGCCCAACACAAACAAGCCUUCGGAUCAGAAGAGGCACUCGUACCAUAUAGUAAACCCAAUUUCCCAUCCCCUGGUGGCCACAGCUCUUCAGGAACAUCUUCUUCUAAAGGAUCAACUGGACCUAGAAAAGGUGAAGUCUUGCGAGGAGGUCACCAACGCAAUGCCAGUGACCUUCUCGAUAUAGGCUAUGUGGGAUCAAACAGUCAAGGACAGUUUACUGGUGAAUUAUGUAAGUUUACCUCUAGCUCCAGUUAAAACUAUCAAAUAGAU